Messenger RNA from Cannabis sativa, 785 nucleotides. Its product is annotated as glutaredoxin-C3. The transcript is spliced from 4 exons. The record is from RefSeq and is a predicted model, not a curated record. NCBI's taxonomy places the organism in Eukaryota, Viridiplantae, Streptophyta, Magnoliopsida, Rosales, Cannabaceae. Gene Ontology annotation, biological process: cellular response to oxidative stress. The coding region runs from base 148 to 531 and encodes 127 amino acids. Gene Ontology annotation, cellular component: cytoplasm. Gene Ontology annotation, molecular function: glutathione disulfide oxidoreductase activity.
UCGAUUGGGCCUGUAGUUUCCGAAAGCCCGUUAACUUCUUAUUGGGCCUAUAGGCCCAGGCGAUCUCUGCUUAGUUAUGGCGGAAACCGAAAUUCAGUAUUCGGAGAGUAGAGAAGAAGACGAGUUCUGUGCUGUGGUGGAGAAGAUAUGGGUUGUUUUCAGGUAUGUUGGGUUAUUUUCCUGGUUUUGGUGCUGUUUGGAGACUCGCCCAAGGGAAUCAAAGCUUCCAAUUCAGCUUCGGCGUUGGUCCAAAACAUUAUCUACUCCAACAAAAUUGCCUUCUUUUCCAAAUCAUAUUGUCCAUACUGCAUGCGUGCUAAGCGAAUGUUAAGUGAACUAGAUCAAGAACCUUUUAUUGUUGAGCUUGAUCUUCGAGAGGAUGGUGGUCGAAUUCAGAAUGUUCUUAUAGAUUUAGUUGGCCGAAACACUGUUCCACAGAUAUUCGUGAAUGGAAAACAUAUUGGUGGCUCCGAUGAUCUCAGAGCUUCCAUUUCGAGUGGUCAACUACAAAAACUUCUUAGUACCGGUUGAGAUAUUGGGACAUUGAGAGACUGCUUUUAAGAACUCUACAUGGGUUUAUAGUUCAUAAUGGUUCUAUGUCAUUGUGCCAAUGCUAAUGUCUAUGUGGAGAAUUUACUUAAAAAUAUUUAUAAUAGUUUAAAGAACAUAAAUCAAAUUCUUAUGACAUGCAAAUAAUGAAAUUGUAAUUUCUUUGCUUGAGUGUGUAUGAACGAAUUGCUUAUCUCUAUCUGGUUGUAAUCAAUUUGAGUUGUCUUUUUACUUCC